This is a messenger RNA of Gadus macrocephalus (Pacific cod), 2564 nucleotides long. RefSeq names its product solute carrier family 2, facilitated glucose transporter member 1-like. Bases 284 to 1747 code for a protein of 487 amino acids. Gene Ontology annotation, biological process: monosaccharide transmembrane transport; response to insulin. Gene Ontology annotation, cellular component: basolateral plasma membrane; apical plasma membrane. The transcript has 10 exons. Lineage: Eukaryota; Metazoa; Chordata; Actinopteri; Gadiformes; Gadidae. Gene Ontology annotation, molecular function: hexose transmembrane transporter activity. The record is from RefSeq and is a predicted model, not a curated record.
GCGCUAAUGGAAUUAACCUGCUUAUUCUUAACGCUGAAGAGCCAUUGUGUGCCGAGAUAAACACGCGAGAAACAAAUAGAAGACACCCAUACUCUCUCUGGGAUAAAAGGAUAAAUGGAAUUUAAAUCGAAACAAAUCUUAACUUCAAUUCAGAACAUGGAUCACUUUUAUGAGUAGCAGAGUCUACAUUGGAUUUGCUACAUUCUGCGCCAUUUAUAAGAAGCCCAUCUCUGCUAUUGAGAUAUAGGCCUACUUCUAUUUUGUUUUACUCCAAACAGCCACUAUGGAGUGCAGCGAUCAGUUAACCCUGCCGUUGCUGUUUGCCGUGGGGACUGCUGUGAUUGGCUCGUUACAGUUCGGCUACAACACUGGCGUCAUCAACGCCCCUCAAAUCAUCAUCGAGGGCUUCUACAACGAGACGUGGACCGGCAGGUACUCGGAGCACAUCUCCCGGACCACCCUCACCACGCUGUGGUCCACCUCCGUCGCCAUCUUCUCCGUGGGCGGCAUCGUUGGCUCCUUCUCCAUGGGCCUCUUCGUCAACCGCUUUGGCAGGCGUAACUCCAUGCUAAUGGCUAACGUGCUAGCCUUCGUGGCGGCCGCCUUCAUGGGCCUGUCCAAGGCGGCGGCGUCCUGGGAGAUGCUGAUCGCGGGCCGCUUCAUCGUGGGCCUCUACUCCGGCCUGUCCACGGGCUUCGUGCCCAUGUACGUGGGGGAGAUCGCCCCCACGUCGCUGAGGGGGGCCCUGGGCACGCUUCACCAGCUGGGGGUGGUCCUCGGCAUCCUCAUAGCCCAGAUCUUCGGCCUGGAGGGCCUCCUGGGGAACGCGUCCCUGUGGCCCCUGCUGCUGGGCUUCACCUGCGUCCCGGCGCUGGUGCAGUGUGUGCUGCUGCCCUUCUGCCCCGAGAGCCCCCGCUUCCUCCUCAUCAACCAGAACCAGGAGAGCAAGGCGCGAAGCGUGCUGGAGAAGCUGCGUGGUACUGAGGACGUGCGUGACGACAUGCAGGAGAUGCAGGAGGAGAGCCGGCAGAUGGCGAGGGAGCGGGCUGUGACCAUCCCAGAGCUGUUCACCACGCCGGCCUACCGCCAGCCCAUCUUCAUCGCCAUCAUGCUGCAGCUCUCCCAGCAGCUGUCCGGUAUCAACGCUGUGUUCUACUACUCCACGGGGAUCUUCCUGCGGGCGGGGGUCCCUCAUCCCGUGUACGCCACCAUCGGGGCGGGCGUGGUCAACACCGCCUUCACCGUCGUCUCGCUGUUUAUUGUGGAGCGUGUGGGCAGGAGAUCUCUCCAUCUGGUCGGCCUGAUGGGCAUGGCUGUGUCUGCCGUGCUAAUCACCAUCGCCAUGGCACUACUGGACCAACUGUCGUGGAUGUCCUACGUUAGCAUCGCGGCCAUCUUCUGCUUCGUGGCCUUCUUUGAGAUCGGCCCGGGGCCCAUCCCCUGGUUCAUCGUGGCCGAGCUCUUCGGCCAGGGGCCCCGGCCGGCAGCCAUGGCCGUGGCCGGCUUCUCCAACUGGUCCGCCAACUUCCUUGUGGGCAUGGGCUUCCAGUAUGUGGAGCAACUGUGUGGCCCCUACGUCUUCAUCAUCUUCACGGUGCUGCUCCUGGGCUUCUUCGUGUUCACCUACCUCAAGGUGCCGGAGACCAAGGGUCGCACCUUCGACGAGAUCGCGUCAAGCUUCCGUCACUCCGCGUCGGGCGAGUCGUUUGGGAAGUACACCACAGAGGAGUUCAACAGCGAUAUCUAGAGGUGACGGAUGAUAAGCGGCGUUUAGACUUUGAUCCUCUUACAAAAAACAUGGAUAAACCACUUGAAAGUUUUAUCUGAAUCCUUUUCCUCGAAUACGAAUUAUUAAAUUUGAAGAUUUUUCUAACAUGCAUUCAUUUUGUCUAGAUCUGGAGUCUGGACGUGUUGGACACAGUUAAACAGAAAUGUUUUGACUCUUAUUUUUUUAUUGCAGUUCUACACAUCAUGCACUGUUAAAAUAAGAUUGUAUUAAAAGCUUGCGUUAUAGAUCACAAUGUUUACUAGGUAAGCAACCUUUAUCCCAGUUCGGAGCACAAGAGAAGACUGUAAAACUGGUCUCAUGUGUUUCCACUGGAAAGUAAAUUUUCUUGUGAGGUUCACCAAAUUAAAUUGCAUUGACACUGUUGUAAGAUUAGUCCCUUAACUUUUGAACAAUUCAGCAGUCUCUUUUGCUCUAGAUUUAAUGGAUCAUGUAUACAUCAUUUGUAUUAUGUAUGUGUUAUUCAUCAUUUGUAUUAUUUAUUUUGUUUAUGUAAAAGAGUAAUUCGUUUUUUCAUCAUCAGAUCUUCUUGGAAUUUUUCGUCCAUUAAACAUAAGGAAUGUAUUGGUAUCAUUAGGUAAAAGCUCUUGAUCAGCACUUUAAAUAGUAUUGGUUUUUGCUCCUAGUAAUCAUGAUCACAAUACGUUCAAUAUCACAAGAUUUAACCAAACAAAUUGAAAAAAUGUUAACAGUAGGUUUGUGUUUAUUUUUUAUAUAAAAAGUUGAAAUUGUGAAUUGUUGCUUUUUGCUUUGUAUAAAUAAAGUUCCAACAAAUACA